This is a messenger RNA of Drechmeria coniospora, 771 nucleotides long. RefSeq names its product WW-domain-binding protein. Gene Ontology annotation, cellular component: nucleus. Gene Ontology annotation, biological process: positive regulation of DNA-templated transcription. Gene Ontology annotation, molecular function: chromatin DNA binding; transcription coactivator activity. The record is from RefSeq and is a predicted model, not a curated record. The transcript is spliced from 2 exons. NCBI's taxonomy places the organism in Eukaryota, Fungi, Ascomycota, Sordariomycetes, Hypocreales, Ophiocordycipitaceae. The coding region runs from base 1 to 771 and encodes 256 amino acids.
AUGAUGGACAACCCUCAUGACUAUCUGAUGGCGGGCCAAAGCUCCUCCCGCCGAACCGUUGAUCCUGACAAUGCCGAUAGCUGGGUCAUGCUCAACCAGAGCGGCUUCGUCAAGCUGGGAAACGAACGCGUCCUCCUCAAGCUCGAGUCGAGAAUAUCCUGCGACCUGUCGGUCCCCCAAGAACUCCGCGCCCGCUGCACUUCAUUCCAGCGCAAGAGCGACAAGGGCACCCUGUUCCUCACCAACAAACGAAUCGUCUAUCUCCCCUCCAAGCCGACGCAAGAACCCAAGUUCGAGUCGUUCAGCGCGCCCAUUCUCAAGUUCCAGGACUCGAGCACCUCGACGUCGAUGUGGUGGGGUUGGGUGUGGAAGUCGGACUGCAUACCAGUGUCCGGCGGCGGCAUCCCGCCCGACCUGCCUCGAAUCGAGGUGAAAUUCACCUUUUCCGACGGCGGCAUGACCGACUUUAACGAGGCCUACAUCCGCCUCCGGGAGCGCCUUUUCCAGUACCAGGAAAUGCGGAGGGAAAUGGGACCCGGCGCCGACAUUCCCGAUGAGCCCCUACCCGCAUACGAGGCCCAAGGUGGCCACGCCGCCGAGCCCGCCGCCGCACCGGCGGUGUCUCGAAGUAACCGCCCGGAUAGCUCUUCCAGCCGAAGGGCACCUGACGAACCCCCACCUGACUACGACGAAGCCCAGGCACAGCAAUUGAGCAACCGGCUCGAGGAUCACAUCCGACAUAGAGUGGACAGAGGCGAACAAGAAGAGUGA